Alternaria ethzedia is the source of this 1011-nucleotide messenger RNA. RefSeq lists its product as uncharacterized. NCBI's taxonomy places the organism in Eukaryota, Fungi, Ascomycota, Dothideomycetes, Pleosporales, Pleosporaceae. The record is from RefSeq and is a predicted model, not a curated record. The transcript is spliced from 3 exons. Bases 1 to 1011 code for a protein of 336 amino acids.
AUGGCGCCUCACGCCGAAGAGCCAAAGCCAGAUAGCGGUGUUGAUCUAAUCUCGUACGACGGUACCGUAUAUGGCGAUUGGCGCGACGAUUUCCACAAGAACGGCACAGCAAUCAUUAAAGGCGCCAUCUCACCCGAGCGCGCAGAGUACUACAAGCAAAAGCAGAUUGAGUGGCUUCAAUCCUUCGGUCGUGGCUUCGAUCCCAACGAUGAGUCAACAUGGACACAAGAGCACCUUCCUGUGAGCUUCAAGGGCGGGAUGUACUUUGCCUACUCUAGCACACACGAGAAAUUCGUUUGGGAAGCUCGCACCGAGCCCAAGGUCAUCGAAACCUUCUCCAAACUUUGGGGCACCGAGGAGCUCCUCUGCUCAUUCGACGGCAUGAACAUCACACUGCCGCGCCAGAAAGAUCUCAAGUGGAGCCCCUGGCCGCACUGCGAUCAGUCGCCUCACCGCAAGGGCAUGCAGUGUGUCCAAGGCCUGUUGAACUACCAACCCAACGGCUCUGAUGAUGGUGGUCUGAUCUUGAUGAAGGGUAGCAGCAAGCUGUAUGAUGAGUUCUUCCGCGAGAAGAGGGAACAGGACAACCAUGAGGAUAAGCCCCCGGAGGAGGAGGACUUCAAGGAUCUUUUCAUCUUCAAGGACGAGGAUGUCCAGUGGUUCAAAGACCGCGGAUGCACACUCGAGAAGGUGAACCUUGAAGCUGGUGAUCUGGUACUGUGGGAUUCUCGCACCAUGCACUACGCCUGCUUUCCUCAAGGCAACCGCAUCCGUCAUGUCCAGUAUGUCUGCAUGACGCCCGCCAAGUUCGCGAAGAAAGAGGAUCUCGAACUCAAAGCCGAGCUCUUCAAGACGUGGCAGGGUACGACACACUGGCCGCACUGCAAUAUCCGCAAACAGGGCCCGCCAGAGAGAGAUGGCAAGCCUGAUCCGCAGAAUAGAACGGAACCACUAGAGAAGCCGAUUGUUACGGAUAGGAUUCUGCAACUAGCUGCGGUAAAGGCUUACUAA